This is a messenger RNA of Myzus persicae (green peach aphid), 1499 nucleotides long. Its product is annotated as alcohol dehydrogenase [NADP(+)]-like. The transcript has 6 exons. Gene Ontology annotation, molecular function: aldose reductase (NADPH) activity. The record is from RefSeq and is a predicted model, not a curated record. Lineage: Eukaryota; Metazoa; Arthropoda; Insecta; Hemiptera; Aphididae. Gene Ontology annotation, cellular component: cytosol. Bases 340 to 1302 code for a protein of 320 amino acids.
AGUCGUCCAUAGUUGAUUAAAAUAUAUACUUUGUGGCACUACCGAGUACAGAUUAACUACUGUGUAAAGACGUAUUAAAUACCAAUAUUCUUAAAAUAAUAUAAUCUUAUCUAAAUAUUUAACUCAGACCUCAGUGAUUGUUACACAACACGUCAACACUAGUACACUAACUGUAUAGUGUAUACUGUAUACUAUAUAGUACAGUGCAACAGCGGUUUACUGCCACUUCAUAUUUUAUUUUGUGCUACAACGAUCAACUUACUAAGUUUUCGUUGUCGAUUCACUUAAUCAUUUUAAAAUUUGUUUAUAGAAACUAAAAGUAAAUACAUCUCAGAUACAAUGGCAUCAAAAAAUCAGUUCAUCACGUUUAAUAAUGGUCAGAAGUAUCCGAUUGUAGGGUUUGGCACUUGGAAGUCAAAGCCUGGCGAAGUUGAAGAAGCAGUCAAAGCUGCUAUAGAUACAGGAUAUAGACAUAUUGACUGUGCUAUGGUUUAUGAAAAUGAAAGCGAAAUAGGAAAAGCUAUUAAGCAAAAAAUUGAUGAAGGUGUUGUUAAACGUGAAGAUUUAUUCAUUACUAGUAAAUUGUGGAACACUUUUCAUCAACCUGAUUAUGUCGAAACAGUAUUGAAAAAAACUUUAUCUGAUUUGCAAAUCGAAUAUUUGGACCUAUACUUAAUACACUGGCCUAUGGCUUUUAAGGAGGGUAAGCUGGAAGAUGAAUGGUUCCCAAAGGAUGCUAAUGGAGUCACACUUGAAGGAAAUGGUUCUUAUAUAGAAACAUGGAAAGCAAUGGAAAACUUGGUUAAAAAAGGUCUUGUCAAGUCAAUUGGUAUAUCAAACUUUAAUAAGAAACAAAUAGAAAACGUACUGAGUAUAGCUACUAUAAAGCCAGUUGUUAAUCAAAUUGAAUGUCAUCCAUACUUGAAUCAAAAAAAAUUAAAAGAAUUUUGCGAACAAAAUAACAUAUUUGUAACUGCAUACAGUCCUUUAGGAUCUCCAGACAGACCUUGGGCUAAGCCAGAAGAUCCAUCACUCUUGGAGGACCCAAAAAUUGUAGCUAUUGCAAAAAAAUAUGGCAAAACUACUGCUCAAGUUUUGAUUAAAUAUCAAGUACAAAGAGGCAACAUUGUCAUUCCAAAAUCUGUGACCAAGAGUCGUAUUGAAUCAAAUUUUGAUAUAUGGGAUUUUGCAUUAGAACAAGGCGAUAUAGAUGCAAUUGAUACUUUUGAUUGUAAUGGCAGAGUUCUUCAUCUUAACUGGAAUAAACAUUUCAAGGAUUAUCCAUUCCACGAUGAAUAUUAAUAUCAAAAAUGUUUCUGCAAUAAAACUUAUAAUUUUUAAUUUAUUUUGUUACUAUACUGUUUAAAGUAUAGCACAUUUUAAUUUCAUAAUCAAUUUAAUAGAUUUAUGUGUAUUACACAUAACAAAUAAUAUUUUUGUAAACAACACAUUAAAAAAGUAUUUAAUUUGCAAUAAGAAAAAUGUAUUUUCACAUAUUA